UCCACGUCACUAGCCCGCCGAGACAAAACAAGCAGCCGCCAGCUUUGCUGCUGUUCACUCACACACGCGCUGUCAGGCCACGCGUGCGAGAGUUACCCGUACCCACACACACAGCCUGCUCAGCUUGCUGCUUGCAGAGCUCCCCCCACACACACACACCCUGCUCUCUGCUGACGGCAAGGACUUCUCGGCAUCCUCCGCCACAGGGGGCCGGAACCCAGGCUUGGAGAGGAAGAGGAGGAGGAGGAAGAGGAGGAAGCAAAAUCGUGCCAUUGCCGGUGGGGGAAUGGAAAGGAGCCAUCCUUCUGGGAGAAGAGACGACGACUGAGCUCCUCAGAGCCUCCUGAGGGGGCGCUACAUUAGCAGCUGCCCCAUUUCCCCGAUCGCACAGCCCAGUCUUCAGGACUCGGGACAGCUCCCCAGCACGAGGGACAGAGCGUGCGUGUGCUUGUGAGUGUCCUCAUGCACGCGGAAUCAAGGACAAUCUGGGAGCAGACAGACACACACCAGGCAUCAGGGGAACCCGACUGGACCCCUCACCCACUUGCAAUCACCGCUGCCGUCAACACCAUGGCCGGCAUGCAGCAGGGGGAGAAGCAGCUCUUUGAAAAGUUCUGGAGGGGGACCUUUAAAGCGGUGGCCAGCCCCAGGCCAGAAAGCAUCAUCGUUGCCAGCAUCACUGCCAGAAAGGCAGUUAUCAGCACUGAGGCAUCGACCUGCCAGGCACGCAAAGCCGAUGAGCAGAGCGUGGGGCCAGCCGACACAAGAGCCGAGGUGGCAGAUCACAACAGAAGCAUUCAGGCCAGGGAAAGGAAGCAAGGCAGCCGUCACCAGGCACGCAGCCUCUCUUUUGAUGAGGACCUUUCCCCUCACCCUGCACCAAAAGGAAAGAAGAAGAAAAAGAAAUCAGAACGAAAAAGGAGAAGGAAAAGGUGUCCAUCAUACAACCUUUCACCUCUAAGGAAGAAGAAAAAGAAGAAGAGUUCUAAGAAAAGAAAAAGGCACAGGUCACCCUCCAAAAAGAGAAGACACAGCUGUUCAAUCCCAAAACGGAAAAGGAGGGAUCAAAAAAAGCACAAGAAAAGGUCACGGAGCCACGCGCACAGGAGGCGUCACUACCGGAGGUCAGAGUCUGAGAGUUCCACUCGCCGCUCCUCCAGUGCUGACAGCAGGCGUCUGCCCAGGUCUGCCCAACGCUCCCCAUCAGGAAGCUCAGCCAGGCGGCCACACCGCAGAAAGAAGGACAGUGCACCUGUGAGGCAGGCGGAGAGCACACUGGGGCCAGCGGCCGUGUCAGCGUGUGAAAAGCCUGUGCGCCACCGCCCGGCCCACCCAGCCAAUGGCACCAUUGUGCACUCAGAGUCUGGAGGUGACAUUUUUACCCAAAAGGGAAUCCACCAUGACAUUCUGUGCAGUCACGACAAAGGACAACAGGAUUCCGACUCUGGGAAUGACACGUCCUCCCCACCAUCAACCAAAACUGGCUCAAUGAGGUCAAAGGUGAACAAAAAUGAAAAGGCCCUUUGCCGAACAGGGUCACCAUCCCCUGAAAAAUCUCAGUUCACCGAUGGCGAUAAUGCCUCUGAUUCAGGGAAUUCUGUGACCAGCUACUCAUCUUUUUGUAAGCCUCUCCUGUUGGACAGUGGCUCAGCUAGAGCCUCUUUAAAUGGAAACGGAAAAAGUGACCUAACUCCCAGAAUAUGUGGGCCUGUGUGGGGGAAAUCCAAGGCACCUGGAGUCGCUGUGGGUAGGAGCAUAACCCCUCCACACAGGCGGUCUCGGACCCGCUCUCGGAGCAGUCUAAGCAAAAGUAGAUCCUCACGGAGAUCUCAGUUUUCAGACCGCUACUCCCGCAGUCGAUCGCUGUCCUCAGGAAGGUCAUACUCCCGUUCACCCAGAUCUGAUAAAUCCAGGAGGAGUGUGGAGAGUGGAAGUUCUCGCAGGAGUCCUAGUUACUCCAGAUACAGCCUAUGCAGGACUCGUGAGGAUGGGAAAGAACACAGGAAAUAUAGCCCUUCUGGGAAGGAGUCGAAGCGUGAGCGAGAACGACGCAGGAAGCGGUCCUACUCUCCCAUGAGGAAGAGGAGGAGAGACUCGCCCAGCCACCUCGAAGCCAGGAGAAUUACCAGUGCACGCAAGAGGCCUAUCCCUUACUACCGGCCCAGUCCGUCCUCCAGCAGCCGGUCCACCAGCUGUUCCUCAUGGUGCAGCAUCUUUAGCCGCAGCCGAGGACGCAGUCGCAGCCGCAGCCGCACCCGGAGCUACUCUACCUACAGGAGCUACAGCCACUGUUCAUCGUGGAGCUCCCUCAGCGGGAGCAGCCAUAGCCGCAGCUGUUACUCAGUAGACAGCUAUGGCAGAGCACGUCGCUAAUGGCCCCGCCCACAGACGUCACGGAAGCCACUCAUGAGACCGCUUGGGGCAGCUGGUCCAAAUGCGCUGGAAUAGUCCCGGGAUCUUCUUCCUAAUCCUCCUAUACUUCUGUAACCGACGACUAACCAAGAAGAUAUUGCCAUUGAUUUCUGGUCUCUUGAGGUUCCUGUCUAUGUGUCUUGUACGAGGACAGUGAUGUUUGUGUUGCUCAAAAACUGUAGACAAGGAAUUAAGAAUGUAUAAUCAGUCUUGUUUAUUUUUCUUACCAUGUACCACCCUGAAAGAGCAGUACAGAUCCCUCCAGUGAUGUUAGAAAAAAGCAUUGGUACUUUCCUGAGUCGUUACCUACAGAAAACGUGUGAAACCUGGAAGUAUCAACAGUAUUUUUUUCCAAGACUUCCAGCAGUCAUGUAAUCGAUCUUCUGUGCUGUUUUGCUCCACAGUGUUUGUCUGAUCCUUCUUCCUGAGACCUGUUAGUUUGAGAAAAACUUAAAAUGCAGUUUCAAGUGUUGGAGAAACAUUUGCAAUAGGCUGGUUAAAGAAGCUGUUUUAACCUUUUCAGUGAUGACCAAAUACGAUUUGCUGAAACGAAUAUUUCAUAAGUUUCACUAUACUUUCAAACGGAUUGUACCAUAAUUUGUUCUCAGAGCAUAAAUAGAAGGUGUUUUUGUUUUUUACGUUCAGUUUUUGUUACUGAUAAUUGUUCUUAAUAUCACUUUUCAUACUUUCCCUGCUAUGGCUCCAGAUUGGCCCACAAAUUUUCACCGUCUUCAUUAAAUUUAUUGAUAUUUAAUUUCCAGCAUGUUCACUACACAAUAAACAAGUGAUUAAUUUUGUGAUGUAUAUCAUGAUACAGAUGAACCAAGGCAUAAGUGAAUCUCCUGCAUGUUUCUCCACAGUGAUGAACGCCAUGAUUUUUGCAGUUAUGCUAGUUACUGAAACGUGACCAGCAUAUGAUCUUAUCACCAGCCGUGCUUCUCCAAGGUUUUUCCUGGCAAAGAGGAGCAAAUCUAAGUGGCCCCUGUAAAAUAUCCCUCAAGUGUACAGUGACUCCCCAUAAGCUCUGGAUGAGAGCAGAAAGUAGAAAAUUUAAAGAGGGUAAUGAGAUAGACUUUUCGGUCUCUCUUUAGGUCUCUCAAUAAUAUUGUAAUAAUACCAGAAACAGAGCUUUAGUGUUUCCAAGCCUGCUGACCACAGUAUAAGCCGAAAGGUUUGUAUCCAACCUUGCAAUACUCUGGUAACUGAAGGGCGGCCACAGCACUCCAGCAAGUGGACUUUUUUGUCUUAGAGUGAUUAUAAAUGGUGCACUAUAGUUUAAAUUUUGGCUUAUGAUAAUUAUUUAUUUAAUAUUUAUUGAUGUAUUUGUUAACGGAGAUUUGACAGCAUCUGUGUUUGAAAUUUUUUUAAUCAUCUUAUUUUCAUAAUUUAUAUUGUUCACUGUUUUGUUGUUUGUACUGUUUUUAUUUUCCUGCUAAGUAAUUUAUUGUGGAAUAGGAAAAAGUAAAAACUAAAGCUCCUUUGCUUUUGAAAUGAGACUUUUGGGUGAAAGGAAACAAGCUGCUGUAACUUUAUUUAUUUGAUGCCGCAAACACAAUGUAUGUAAGCUAUUCCAGUUGUUUACAUUAUCCAGAAGCAGUUAUUUAAUGCAUAUAUUUUUAUAUUUACUUAUUUAUUUUACAUUUAUUUAUUAAGUUUUCUUAUUGCAUAUAAGACCACAACACUUAAUAAUAAGCCUAUGUUUGUACUUAUCUUUGAACCAAACAAUGGAAGGCUAUGGUUGCAUAUGAAGAUAUAAUUAUAUAUGACAAAUGGGAAUCUCAAAAAGGACAUGCAUUUUGUGGCUUGAACAUGUGUAACUGAGCCCGUCUUUUUCUCUCAUGAAUGUUCUAAAACUUGCUGUCAGUUUGGGCACCUUCAAAGUUAGUGACGUAUAUCAUUUUUUGUAUUCUUGGAAAAAAACAUCAAAAUUAUUAAAUAUACAUAGUAACAAAUGAUAGAAAGGUCCUGGUAUUGAUCGUAACAUCUCCAUUUCUUUUAAAAUUUUUACAGAACUGAUUUUCAUUCCAUCACCUAAUCAGAAUGCUUUUAAUAUUAUACUUUACCCAGAGUGUAAAGGCAUCCAUGUCUGACAAUAUUCACUUUCCCAAGGCGUGAAGAUAAAGGUGUGCUUUCUAUGCAUUGUAUAUAUCAAAAGAUGGCUGAAGCUGCUGUAUGAUAUUGAUUCACUGUCUGUCCGGUAAUUGAUUUAGAGAACUAGAAGAAAUCUAAAAAAAAAACUAUAUUUAAAGGUACAGUAAUACAAUGCUUUUGGUGAACUAUUUUUAAUUUGCAUUUUGGUAUAAAGUAUACAACAAAUGGAAUAUCAAUGGGUGUACUUUCUGUUGUGUAAAUAUACAGUACAUAAGCGUACCUGAAUAGGGGGAGCUCAUCUUAUGAGAGGAGCAUCGUGGGAUUCAUGGAUUAAUGUGAUGUUUUUUCUGAUGUAUAUACUGUUUUUCAAUUGUUAGUGGCUCAGUAGGCAUCUGUUUUUUGGUCCAUAUAUAGGGAUAUAAAUGUAUAUCCUCAUUUACUAGGACAGUGAUUCUACGUAAGUGAAACCCCAAGAUUCACUAGAUUCAGAAGCAUUAAGGUUUUUGUUUUGACUGAAGCCUUACACAAUGUCAUACUCCCAGGGUAAGGAAAUAUUUAUGCUCAUUGAUUUAGGAGCAUAUACAUGCUUUCAUCUGCUGUAAAAGUAAACCUAUAAAUUGAAACAAUAAAUUUAAUCCAAAAAUAAAUAUUGAACCAACUGCUGGCGCGUUUUUUUAAGUGUUUCAUUUUAAUCUUGA
Messenger RNA from Scleropages formosus (Asian bonytongue), 5201 nucleotides. RefSeq names its product serine/arginine repetitive matrix 4 (gene srrm4). Gene Ontology annotation, biological process: mRNA processing; regulation of RNA splicing; neuron maturation. Lineage: Eukaryota; Metazoa; Chordata; Actinopteri; Osteoglossiformes; Osteoglossidae. Gene Ontology annotation, molecular function: mRNA binding. The transcript is spliced from 13 exons. Gene Ontology annotation, cellular component: nucleus. The record is from RefSeq and is a predicted model, not a curated record. Bases 463 to 2373 code for a protein of 636 amino acids.